UUUAUGUAAUCAUGGUAUUCAUAAUUGAUAAACCAAAAUCUAACAAUAUAGGGUGCAUUAAUUGUUUAAGGCAAAUCACUGGCUUUUCUCUCUUAAUCACUGAUUAUAUAUCUUGAACUAAGAAGCUAUUUUCUAUUUGUGGGGAGUGUCGUGCACCUCGGUUUGACUUAGGGUUCUAAGUGAGAAUUGGAAGAAAUUGAGGGAGAAAAAACUGAACCAGAACAGAGAGAGAAUUUAUAAAGAGAAAAGAUGACUUGAAGUUUGAUUCAUUCAACAGAUUCUAUUUUUUAACUGAUCUAUUCUAUUUAUAAGUUUUAUUAUCAUUUCAGUUACAAUACAAUUUGACGGUAUAAUUAUAAACAAAAGGUUAAGUACAAUGUCGUAAUUGCCUUACACCACUAUUACUAUUAUUUUUACCAAUAUAUAUACUUGGGGUCGUGACAGAGCUCCUCAGCUCCAAAACAAGUAUAUCCCAUCUCCAAUUUCCCCAAAAGCUGUCUUCUUUUCUUGUUUGUUUUAAAGUCAUAUGGUCUUGGCAGCUACUUUCAGUUCUUUGUCUAAGAAACAAAAGGCUGAAAAUAUUUUGGAUUAUUUUUACGGUCAAAGGAGGAAGUUUGGUGGCUUACCCACCAACUACUACCUCCUCAACUUGGUACUUUAUUUUUGUUAAACUACAUGGAGAAGCUAUGCAUUAUAUCACACAGAAUCAAAUACCUUUUUUUCAUAGUGAUUAGUGAUUGUCCGAGGAGUAAGCCAAUCUGCCACACUUUACUGUGUAAUCAAAUCAGGGCAUUACUACUGUGAGGAGUAAUGCAGUUAGAUCGAACAACAUAAUACUACUACUCCAAUAAAAGUCAGCCCUCUGAUUACAGUUUCACAAUCACAACUCUUCUUUUGGUGGCAGUAGUUACUGUAAUGGCAGGCUCAGUAUCAUCAAGAAGCAAAGUUCUCAUCUUGCUUUUGAUUACUGCUGCGGCUGCUGCUUCUUCCUUCGACCAAGCAAGCUUAGCAGGGGCAGCUGUUCCAGUUACAAAGGGAGGUGCUGGCCAAAUCCUUGCAAAUGCCUUGUUGUGCUUCAACAAGAAGAUUAUUUACAGUAAAUGUUAUGAAGCUUACAGAUUGGAUGAGAGAGGAUAUCUAAAUGUUCCACCUCAAGCAACAGACCUGUUUUGCAAUGGGCCUUGCUUGGCUGAGACACAAGGCUUACUCAAAUGCAUUGAUAAUACAUUUUCCAACUUCAGAUUCAACAAUAAGGCUACAAUGGCAGACAUAAGAGGCACAAUCCAAGCUGCUUGCAGUUUCACAAAACAAAGGGGGAACUUCAAUGUGGGGGAUUACAUACAAAGUGAGUCAAGUAGUUCAACACGGAUUCCUAAUGCAGCUAGAGUGCAUGCCUUUCUGUUGAGUGCUGGAUGCUUAAUUUUCCUCUUCUAAAACCAUCUUUGGUAUUGUCACAGCCAUACCCAAGCAAUGCAGCUUGUCUUUUAGAACAAAAGAUGCAUAGCAUUAGCUAGUGCAACUUUAUUUGUUUUGCUUGGUCUAUAGCCAAUUAGUCAAUUAUUCAUUGAACACGCACAGUGAGAGAUUAACAGCGAACAAUAACUAGAUAUAUAUUUAAUAGAGUAGGGCCAGAACAACUAGCAGGGGGACUAGACCCAACUUAGGCAUUACUUACCAAACAAACGAGCAAACACAUACCCAAAUACCAAAAAGAAACACCCAUAGCACCAAAAGCAACUGUGUGCAACUAAAAUCCAUUCAUCUCCCCCAGCCAGAACAGUAGUUGUGCUUUCAUGUUCAAGCACAACCACCACCACCACCACCACAUCCAGUCCUAUUAGCAUUGGCAAGCUCUUCUUCCUUCUUCACCCCUUCAGCGGCAGCCACACCUUCUACCUCAGCCUUGGCAUCUCCCACAGUACAUUCCACCACAUCUUUGGCUUCAGAGUUCAGUUCUUCUUUUUUGGGGGAGACCACAGCAGGCUCCAUCUUUGGGAUUGUCAUUGUC
Molecule: messenger RNA, 2008 nt
Organism: Diospyros lotus (date-plum)
Lineage: Eukaryota; Viridiplantae; Streptophyta; Magnoliopsida; Ericales; Ebenaceae
Exons: 4
Coding region: 916-1434 (172 amino acids)
Source: RefSeq, a predicted model, not a curated record